This is a messenger RNA of Fomitopsis serialis, 1458 nucleotides long. RefSeq lists its product as uncharacterized. Gene Ontology annotation, molecular function: DNA-binding transcription factor activity, RNA polymerase II-specific. The record is from RefSeq and is a predicted model, not a curated record. The transcript has 4 exons. The coding region runs from base 96 to 1370 and encodes 424 amino acids. Gene Ontology annotation, cellular component: nucleus. Gene Ontology annotation, biological process: regulation of transcription by RNA polymerase II. Lineage: Eukaryota; Fungi; Basidiomycota; Agaricomycetes; Polyporales; Fomitopsidaceae.
GAGUCAUCCGCGACUGCCACUCACUCUGUACCGUUUCGAUAUCUACAGAACUCCUGAAGCUUGAAGCUUGAAGAUCGACGUCGCUCUAGCCCAAUAUGGACUCUCUGUCUCGCCAGGAGACCUUGGCUAUCCUGUCGGGAAUGGGCGUCGAGCUGCCUCCCGCUACCAAGUUGCCAGAUGAAGCUUUGCAGAAGCGGCUCAGACAAGCCCUGAACGGCGCACAGUUCGUCUCAAACGUGCUCCCGGAUCCUCCUCUGAACCCAGCUACUCUAUCAACAUGGCCGUCGGGUCACGAAGUGUACGAGGGUGUGAGGCGGGGUAACUUCCACGAGGCUCAACAAAACUAUCAGGCAAAGCUGCAAGGCAAGGAGACAGAAUUGUACAAGAACCCGAUGCUCGACGCUCGACAGACACUCAUGGGCAUCGCGAGGUGGUGGGAUGAGGGACACCGGUGGAUGGUCUUGCAGGAUCCUGAAUCGGAGCAGUGCGCCAUUAACAUACGACUGCUGUCUGUCUUGGAGCUCGACAAGGAUACACCAGUGAUCAUCUUGCUCUACCAGUCUGUCACUCGGGCGACCGUGAUGGAGGGUCUGCAAUGGCUGCACCAAAUGCAAGACAAGCAGGACUCGCCUGGAUAUCUGGUCAAUAUCAAAUGCACUCCUCUCGAGCAGAAGCUCUUGCUGAAAAUCUUAGCGAUCAACGCCAAACUCCUGUCGAGUACAUACAAGCCUAAGAAGGAGUCUUCCGAGCAGAACUUCAAAGUCUCGUUCCUGCUCCCGCUUGGUCCGCUCAGUUUCGAGGACGUAGGCAAGCUCAACAACGAUACGGGCUGCGUUCUGUGUGGGAGAAAGACUACGAGUCGCUGUUCGCAAUGUCAGUCGGUUGCGUACUGUAGCAGUGACUGCCAAAAGGCGGACUGGCCUAACCACAAACGCGUUUGCCGAGCACUGAAUGGUGGGACCUGGCACACCGCGCGAUUCGUGACCGUCUUACCGGGCUUGGAGGGCAUGUAUGCAGCCUCGUUCAACAAGCACAGUUCGCGCACUAGUGACGGUCGGAACGCCGUCCGCAAAUUGGACGCUUCUGUCAUCCCGCCGAACCCGCACGGCAAUCGGCUCUUCCUCGUGAAGCUGCAGGCGUCGCUCGGCAACACACCGUCGAGCAUCAUGGCGUAUGACAGGCAGCGCUCCGUCGAUGCGUACUUCCUGCUCAACGACAAUCCUGAGGUCUUUAUGGAGAUAUUGCAGGAGAUGCGGGGGCCGAGAGGAGGCUAUGGCGGCGUGAAGAUGUAUCGGUGGGCGAAGCGCGUCAGCGACUGGGAGCUGAGCAUUUGUAUGGACAAGGAGCCACAGACGGAGAUCAAGUGGUGAGCUGCCUUAUUCUAGGUUCAUGUAAUGUUACGAUACGGCGCCGUUGUCGUGUGGUCCUGGCAUAAUUGUAUCGUCCGUGUCAGUUGGA